Hyposmocoma kahamanoa is the source of this 3571-nucleotide messenger RNA. RefSeq names its product lachesin-like. Bases 391 to 1614 code for a protein of 407 amino acids. Gene Ontology annotation, cellular component: neuron projection. The record is from RefSeq and is a predicted model, not a curated record. The transcript is spliced from 10 exons. Lineage: Eukaryota; Metazoa; Arthropoda; Insecta; Lepidoptera; Cosmopterigidae.
ACUCGUUCUCCGGAUAUCGCUUCGUAAACUUUUGACGGGAUUUCGGGAAAGUAUUACGUAUCAGAAUUUGAACAACGACCCCUUAAUCACUUCUUCGCGUGAUACAAAUACAAUCCGAAAGAUUUUGAUGUGUAUUUUACGGUUUGAUACGCGUAUGUUUGGAGCGAAGCUAUGUGUUUUAAAGGUUGUUGGUAAUAUUAUUUAUUUGUAGACAUUUUUGUUGUCUAAAUAAACUUAAAGUUACAAAAUAUUCACACAGUACUCUAUUCUAUAUAUUUUCUAAUUGUCCUACAACGAUAACAGAAGUUUGGCGCCCAACACGUGGCUGGAAUCGUAUGUAACAGUUGUUAGUAUUUCAAUCGGUAACGUAAUAAUACCAUGACGGACUAAAUGCGUUCAAAAAGUAGUUUUCGAGGCAGAAAAAUGAAUUUUGUAUGUCAGCUUACUUUGCUUGGAAGUGGAAGAAUGGUGUUGGCGAUGCUUGUUUUGGAUUCCCUGUUGGCGGGUACUACAGACGCUACUACACAUGAGCCUGGAUUUAGUGGACCUAUUGCCAAUGUGACGGCGCCUCUUGGGAGGGAAGCCAUUCUGGCUUGUACGGUCCACAAUCUUUCUUCUUAUAAGGUCGCGUGGCUGAGAGUAGACACACAGACCAUCCUCACCAUCCACACGCACGUAAUAUCAAGAAGCAGAAGAGUUGGGGUUACACAUAGUGAUCAUAGAACCUGGUUCCUACAUAUCAGAGAGCUGAGAGAGACUGACAGAGGGUGGUACAUGUGUCAGAUUAAUACGGACCCUAUGAAGAGUCAACUAGGGUAUUUGGACGUCGUCGUGCCACCUGAUAUCUUGGAUCGUGGCACCAGUACGGACCAAACGCUGCGUGAAGGGACGGCCACAAGCCUGACUUGUGCUACAAGUGGUUCGCCACACCCACAAGUCACGUGGCGCAGAGAACACUCCAAACCUAUUACGCUGGCUGACGGAACACAAGUGACGUCAUACGAAGGCCCUGUGCUAAAUAUAAGCCGAGUGAGCAGGCAGCACGCUGGGGCUUACCUGUGCAUCGCUUCCAACGGAGUUCCUCCUACUGUUAGCAAGAGAAUUAUGAUCACUAUUGAAUUUCCACCGGUCAUAACAAUCAGAAACCAGCUUGUUGGAGCAGUCAUUGGUUCAGACCUCGUGCUGGAGUGCGAGACAGAAGCGUUUCCGAAACCAGUUAGUUACUGGAGUAGAGAGAGCGGUGAAAUAGUUCCAGUUGAAAUAAGCCACGAGCAGCAGAAAAGCGAUACAUCGUAUCGUUCAGUCCUGCGGCUUCCCAUCCGGAGGGUUUCAACAUACGACUAUGGGACGUACAAAUGUGUCUCCAAAAACUCACUCGGCGACACCGAGGGAACCAUAAAGUUGUAUCCAAUGCCUCCUCCGGCGUUGGAAAAUACGAACGUUGUUCAAAGGAUGAAUAUCAUGGCUGAAAGGCCGUCAGAAAGUACGGAUUUUGGAACUCAAGAUUUCAGGUUACAAGAUUACAACAGAGCGGUCCCGGGAGAUCAAUUUUCUUACGGGUUUUUGUUCUUAAUAAUAUUAAUCAAGGUAUUAAUAAAUAGAGCUUCUCUUUGAGAUAACUGGAAUGAGAAUAUUUAUUAAAUUUAUCACAGAUUACGUGUAAUUAUGAAAAGUAUAAUGAUUAACAAAAUAAAUAUUGCUUUGAUGUUUAGUCUUCGAGAGACUGAAAAAUACUAAUAGAAGACGCUUUUCGUUACAAAAUAAGUAAAUGUAGCCUGACAAGUUUCUAUUUGACCCAGAAGGACGUCGCUAGAAUUGAUUUCUAUUUACAAUGUUAAUGUGGUCUCUGCAUUAGUUUCUUGAAAUUCCGUAACACGGGGAGAGUAAAAAAAAACUUGUCGUUAUGUACUUUUAUAGAUUUUAUAGUAGGCUUUGUUGCUUUAUAUAUUACAUAUUUUCAGUUAUUUCUUUGUAACAUAAUAACAGUUAUACAAUUACAGCAAAAAAUGUCACGAUCUCCCAUUUAUUUGUAUAGCAUUUACCCAGUUUAUUAUAUCUGGUUAGCGCUGAAAAUGUGCAUGUAUUUUUUAAACAUUGCAUUUGUAAUUUUUGAAAAAUAAUAAAAAUCCUCUGUUUUACUUUCCAAUUAACUAAUUAUGUUUGAUUUAAGUGUAAAAAAUGAAACAGAAUUGCUACAAUAGUUGUCUUAAUUAGUAUAACAGUUAACUUUAAAAAGUAGAGUACCCAUGUAUAAAUGUUUUAAAUUUUGUUCUCUAAUGACUCUAAUAUCGAAUAUAUUUUUUGUUUGAACUAAACUAAAAUUAUUGAAAACGUUUUUGAACGUUCCAAUCCUCUUUUACAACAAAAACUGUUGUUGCUGUUGUUGACAACUUUAUUUUAAAGGCCUGCUGCCCGAAGUUGUACCUUCGUGUGGGUGUUUCAGCAAAAAUCAAGAGCGGUUUAUAAUAAUUUUUUAAUAAAUUAAAAUAAACUAAACAACUUGUUGUUUUCGAAUUGUUCUUUUAAAAAAUGUUAAUUUAUUUUUGCCGUUAGCUUAACCGUAGUUAAUUUUACACGUGAGCUUUUUUAUUUAUGAAAUGGUUUUUUGUUUGAAAUAUUAUAUCUCUAUAUUGAUUACUAGUCAAUAAUUUAGUUACAAAUAAUAAUGUUGAAUUGUGUAUAGAAGGUUUUGUUUGGUACGUAUCCAGUUCUACGCACAGUGAAUGUGGCAAUAGUGGAGUGGUACGCUGCUCGCGCCGGCGCGAUGACGGAGUGAUGAUGGCUGUGCGCGAUGCCGGGUCGCCCGGGUCCACGCGACUGGAUCCGUCGGAACACCGUGUCAGGUCUCACUUGGGCAUCGGACUAAAUAAAAAAUUUGCAUUACAUAGUACUCUACAAAAUGAGCUAACAACUUUGUUACGACGUUCGUAGUAUAAUAUUGUUUUGAAUAGCGUCUUAUUUUAAUCACGAUUCGAAAUUUUCGUACAAAAUAAUUUUCAUACUAAGUAUUAGUUGCGGUUAUAAUUUUCAUCUAAAAUAAGACAACCUAUCGCGUAGAAGCCUGUCACAAGUUAAUUGUUAAAAUGUAAGUAGCGAAAUUCAAUGUAGAUAAUGAAUUCAGGACAAGUAUUAAUAAAUAUAGACUGAGUUUGAUGAAAACUUUGGUUUGUAAAUAUUGUAUGAGAGGUGGAUGAAUGUUAAAUAUUAUUGCUAUUAGUGUCUUUGCGUACUUAAGGUAGCGGUGCGACAUGGUAAGCUAAAAUGGGUUUUACUAUGUCAGGAACAAGGAAGGAAACUGGUCGAACUCUAAGGCUAUUUAUAAAACGAACUUUGACAUCGACUAAGCAAAAAUGGCAAACUAUGCAUUUCUUUUUGUAUUUACAUUACGAAAUUUGCCUAACUAAACGGGGGUGAACGUUUUAUUUGUUUCGUUUCAUUGAAUUUCCUCAGUUUGUUCACUAAUCUUUUUUUGUUCUAUACCUACGUCGACACAGUUGUCGCAAGUACGAUAAAGACUUAAGAAUCUUAUAGCAGUCAAUUAUACAGCAAAGUGACGUGGCAUUAAUGCUUG